GUGCUGGGCUUCUGUCUCAUCCCACUGCUCUCCGUGCUAGGGAUUGUCGGCAACGUGUUCAACAUGGUGGUCUUGUGUCGACACGGCUUUAAGAAAAGCACAAACAUUAUUCUCGUUUCUCUCUCCCUCAGCGAUUUUCUGUUUUCCUUCUUGAAUAUAGCGUACCGAUUGAAGAAUCUGAUGCCUUACUUUGACCAGAACGUGGGAACCACCGUGACAACGUUUUCAUACAUAUUAAUUUAUCCAAUGAUCAAUAUUUUCCUCUGCUUGAGUUUACUUCAUGUAACGGCCAUAGCCAUCGAGAGAUUCGUGGCGGUUUUCUUCCCUUUCUACGUGUCUCGCAUCUUCACUCCGUUUCGCGUCAAGUGGACAGUUUUAAGCUUGUACAUUUUCACCGUGUCCCUCCUUAUGGUCCUUUUCUUCUAUUACUCUUAUGAAUGGGUUUACGACGCUCGCUACAACGUUACGGUGGCUAGGACAGUCUACAGCCAGGUCUGUAGAGAAAACCCAGGCUUCUUUAACAUCUACAUUGGGCUUGUGCUCAACAAUCUGUUCACUACGAUCCCCCUGGUGAUCAUUCUUCUUUGCUCCCUGGCCAUAGCCAUCAAACUGAACGCCGACACGUGUGCCGGUGCGCGCAUGAGUUCA
Molecule: messenger RNA, 648 nt
Organism: Lymnaea stagnalis (great pond snail)
Lineage: Eukaryota; Metazoa; Mollusca; Gastropoda; Lymnaeidae
Source: the annotation of a GenBank genome assembly